Cynara cardunculus var. scolymus (artichoke) is the source of this 1982-nucleotide messenger RNA. Its product is annotated as heat shock cognate 70 kDa protein-like. The coding region runs from base 28 to 1875 and encodes 615 amino acids. Gene Ontology annotation, biological process: cellular response to unfolded protein; protein refolding. The record is from RefSeq and is a predicted model, not a curated record. Gene Ontology annotation, cellular component: cytoplasm. Gene Ontology annotation, molecular function: ATP hydrolysis activity; ATP-dependent protein folding chaperone; misfolded protein binding. Lineage: Eukaryota; Viridiplantae; Streptophyta; Magnoliopsida; Asterales; Asteraceae. The transcript has 2 exons.
AAAUAUUGGAACUUGAGAUCGAGGAUAAUGGUUGGACCAACUAUCGGAAUUGACCUCGGAACAUCGUAUUCGUGUGUGGGUGUUUGGCAACAUAAUCAAGUUGAGAUCAUAUCCAAUGAUCUAGGUAGUAGGACUACGCCAUCAUGGGUUGCCUUCACAGAUAUGGAACGUCUAGUAGGUGAAGGUGCCAAGAACCAGGUCCUCACGAACCAUAUGCACACCAUCUUUGAUGCUAAACGACUGAUUGGAAAGAGAUUUAGUGAUGGCACGGUUCAAGAGGACAUGAAGUUGUGGCCUUUCAAAGUCAUAAAGGGAACUAGUGACAUUCCCAAGAUUGUAGUUGCAUACAAGGGUGAAGAGAAGCAGUUUUCAGCUGAAGAAAUUUCAUCCAUGGUUCUUGGGAAAAUGAAAGAUAUUGCUGAGGCAUUCCUUGGUAAAACUGUGAAUGAUGCCGUCAUCACAGUGCCUGCAUAUUUUGAUGAUUCACAACGCCAGGCCACAAAAGACGCCGGUCAUGUUGCAGGACUUAAUGUUUUGCGCAUAGUUAAUGAGCCUACCGCAGCUGCAAUCGCGUAUGGACUAGAAAUGAGAAUUGACAUAUCUCGUGAAACAAAUGUGCUUGUUUUUGAUUUAGGUGGUGGUACAUUUGAUGUCUCUCUUGUCAACAUUGAUGAAAAUGGCAAGUUAGAAGUGAAGGCUGUGGCCGGUGACACUCACUUGGGUGGCCAAGACUUUGAUAACAAAAUGGUGGACCAUUUGAUCAAGGAAUUUAAGAGAAAGAAGAAGAUAGACAUACAAGGGAAUCUAAAAGCAACCGGGAGGUUGAGGGUAUCUUGUGAAAGAGCGAAACGACAACUCUCAUCAAGUAUUGAAACAAUAAUCGAAAUUGAUAGCUUGCACAAAAAUGUUGAUUUUAAUACCAAAAUUAGUCGUGCAAAGUUUGAACAUCUUAAUGCAGAUUUCUUUAACAAGUGCAUAAAGACGGUGGAGAGUUGUUUGAAGGAUGCAAAAAUGGAUAAGAAAGACGUGGAUGAGGUGGUACUUGUCGGUGGGUCAACAAGGAUACCAAAGAUACAACAAUUGUUGCAAGAAUUCUUUAACGGAAAGGAGCUCUCAAAGAAGAUUCAUGCUGAUGAGGCAGUUGCAUAUGGUGCAACAGUUAUUGCUGCAAAGAUAAGUGGUGAAAUAAGCCAAAAGUUGAAGAACUUGGUGUUUUUGGAUGUCACUCCUCUUUCCCUUGGUGUGGAGUUGUUCGAUGGCACUAUGUCUGUUCUGAUCCCAAGAAACACUACCAUACCAGCAAACAAGGGAAGCACAUUUCAUACAUCUAAGGACAACCAACGUUCCAUAAACUUUCCGGUAUACCAGGGUGAGAGAAGCCGGGCAAAAGACAAUAACCGGCUAGGGGUAUUUGAGGUUUCAGUCCCACCUGCACCAAAGGGUGAAUCCGAAGUAAAGGUGGUCUUUAACAUCGAUGAUGAUGGUAUUUUGAAUUGCUUGGGUGAAGAAGUAUCCACUGGCCUGAAAAAGAGCAUGAUAGUUACUAAUGACAAGGGGAGGCUUUCAAAGGAAGAGAUAAAAAAGAUGCUAAAGGAUGCUGAAGAGUACAAACUUGAUGACCAACUCUACAAGAAAAGGGUGAUUGCACGCAAUGCCUUGGAAAAGUACAUUUACGAGGUGUCAAGCAAAAUCACGACCAUAGGAGACACCAACAAGACAAGGCUCCAUAACGAAGACAUGAAGAAAAUGGAAGAUGCCAUCACAGAUGCAACUGAGUCUCUUGAUAUGGACAAGCUUUCAGAGGUAGAUGAGUAUGAGAAGAUGUUGAAUCAGUUGCAAAAGCUAUGUGUUCCCAUUAUCUCCAAAAUUGAGUGAAACAGAAGUAAUCUUUUUUCGAUAGAGGAUGGGUCAUGUGACAUGGCUUAACCUCUUAAGUCUAUCUAUGCUUUUCAUUAGUGCUUGUCUUUGUAAGGGAUUCAACA